Lolium rigidum is the source of this 2812-nucleotide messenger RNA. Its product is annotated as probable LRR receptor-like serine/threonine-protein kinase At1g51810. The record is from RefSeq and is a predicted model, not a curated record. NCBI's taxonomy places the organism in Eukaryota, Viridiplantae, Streptophyta, Magnoliopsida, Poales, Poaceae. The transcript is spliced from 12 exons. Bases 1 to 2805 code for a protein of 934 amino acids. Gene Ontology annotation, molecular function: protein kinase activity; protein binding; ATP binding. Gene Ontology annotation, biological process: protein phosphorylation.
AUGGUGAUCAGCUUCAUUUCCUCAGAAAGUAGAAAACUGACAUGGAUCUUGGCGCUGCUGCUCAUCCUGUUGAUGAUGAUUCAAGUCCACGGCCAAUCUGGGUUCAUAAACAUCGACUGUGGAUGGAAAAACAGUAGUGCCUACAUCGACAACACCUUAGGAAUAGUGUACAGUUUUGAUAGUGAAUUUGUCGAGGGCGGCCUGAACCACGAGAUUUUACCAGAGUUCAUGGCUGGUGUAGGAAAUGACCAACAAAAAACUCUGAGGAGCUUCCCUGACGGGUCAAGAAAUUGCUAUACGCUGACAUCCAACCGCAGUAAGAAGUAUCUACUGAGGGCCACAUUUACUUACGGCAACUAUGAUAGGUUGAACAAGACUCUGGAUGGGUCGCUGUUUCUGUUUGGGCUCCAUAUCGGCGUCAAUUUCUGGGAGGCGGUGAACUUGACAAAUUGGGAUCCAUCACUCACAGUAUGGAAGGAGGUGCUCACCGUUGCUCCGGGCAACUCCGUGUCCGUCUGUCUGAUAAACUUUGGUUCAGGAACUCCAUUCAUAUCUUCGCUGGAGCUUAGGCCCCUGCACGAUACCAUGUACCCUUUUGUGAACACUUCUGUGUCAAUAAGCUACUUCAGACGAAUCCGAUUUGGCAACGUCACCGACUUUAUCACAAGAUAUCCAACGGACAAUUAUGACCGGUUCUGGGAGAGCUGGGCCUCCACGUCAUACCCCUGGAUCAACCUGAAUACUGGCAAUAAAGUGAAUAGCCUCCCUGGCAGCGACGCUUUCAGCGUGCCGUCAGUCAUCUUGCAAAAGGCCUCGACCCUAGACAGAAAUUACUCCUUCAUAAGCAUCGAUGUGGCAGCAGGUCCCAAUCAAGACGCCAAGAGCCUGCAGCUUCUCCCAAUCUUUCACUUUGCUGAGAUCAACGGGAACAACCCAAACAGGAGGUUUGACAUCUACAGCACUGGCGAAUUGUUGUUCUCAGACUUCUCCCCGUCACGAUUCCAGGUGGACAGCAUGCACCAGAAUGGCCGGUUCUUGUACAACCCCAGCGCAUCCUUCCUCCUGAACAAGACGCGCAGCUCGACACUCCCGCCGCUCAUCAAUGCGUUCGAGCUGUACUCCCUAGUUCGGAUGGAUAACCUCACCACUGACUCCAAUGAUGUCACUUGCAUCAAAGAAGUCAAGAAGCACUACAAUUUAGCAAGAAUAGACUGGAAUGGAGAUCCAUGCUCCCCAAGAGAAUAUUCCUGGGAAGGUUUGACUUGCGACUACUCAAAGAGCAACCAGAAUCCAAGGAUUGUCGCAGUAGACCUGUCUACCAGCGGACUGAAAGGUGGGUUAGCCAUAUCAUUCAUGGCCAUGGUAUCACUGGAAAACUUGGACUUAUCACACAACAAUCUGACGGGAAUUAUUCCAGACUAUCAACUUAAGUCGCUCAAAAUUCUCAAUUUGUCCAAUAACCAGAUAGAUGGGCCAAUCCCUGAUUCUAUUCUUCAAAGAGUUCGGGCCGGUUUGCUUGAUUUAAGAUUAGAAGGCAAUCCCAUAUGCUCAAAAGUCAAAGAUACGUACUGCUCAAAUAAGAAGAAGAAAAGCAUACAUAUAUUGCUCAUCGCAGUGAUAGUUCCGGUAGUACUGAUAUCCCUCCUAGUAGUGAUGUGCAUACUCUGGAAGUUAUGCUGGAAAGGGGAAUCGGAAGAUAGUGAGGAUUAUGGUAUGUAUGAAGAGGAAACCCCCUUACGUAUUGACAUUAGACGGUUCACGUAUGCAGAACUGAAGCUCAUAACAAACGACUUCAAAAGAAUUGUUGGAAAAGGAGGUUUUGGUAUUGUUUAUUAUGGCACACUAGAAAAUGGUGACGAAGUAGCUGUUAAGGUGCUUAUGGAGACAUCAAUAGCAGAGUCAAAAGACUUCCUCCCUGAGGUACAAACCUUGUCCAAAGUUCAUCACAAGAAUCUUGUGGCUUUGAAAGGAUAUUGCCAAAACAAGAAAUGCCUCGCACUCGUUUACGACUUCAUGUCCAGAGGAAAUCUUCAACAGCUUAUCAGAGGAGGAGAUGACUUCAGUUUGAAUUGGGAACAACGACUUCAUAUUGCACUUGAUUCGGCACAAGGACUGGAGUAUCUACAUGAAUCAUGCACCCCGUCAAUAGUUCAUAGAGAUGUGAAGACCCCCAACAUCCUUCUGGAUAAGAAUCUAGUGGGAAUAAUAUCUGAUUUUGGGCUUUCACGGGCUUUUAAUGAUGCUCACACGCACAUAUCUACUGUUGCUGCUGGCACUCUUGGCUACCUUGACCCCGAGUACCACGCAACUUUUCAACUCACAGUCAAGACAGAUGUAUUCAGCUUCGGAAUCGUGCUCUUGGAGAUCAUCACUGGCCAGCCCCCGGUAGUGAUAGAGCCGCCUCGUACCUUCCACCUACCAAACUGGGUACGCCAAAAGAUCGCCAAAGGCAGUAUUCAUGAUAUCGUGGAUAAGAGGCUGCUGGGUCAGUACGACGCCAGUUCCCUGCAGAGUGUGGUAGACCUUGCCAUGAACUGUGUCGAAAACUCAGCCAUCGACAGGCCGACCAUGACCGAGGUUGUUUCAAGGCUCAGAGUGUGGUUGCCGUCCGUUUCAAGUGACAAGCAAUCUAUUUCUGCGACCCCUCGGCGUACGGACUCCAUGGAUACUGAAAUGCGAAGGAAGUUCCACUUGCUGAUUUCUGCAGCAGGCAACGAGGAGAGCUCCUUCAUGUCUGGUUAUACCAGCGGGACGUCAGAAUUAAUUAGUGGGACGUCGGAAUUGAUGCCCUUAUCUGGACGGUGAAAGUGAA